ACUUCCGGCGGGGCGGCGAACGGGGAGGGGAGCUGGCCGGCAGCCGCUGGGGGUGGCGGAAUAAGCUGGGCGCGGCCUGCAGUGCGGGCGGGUGCGGGGUGAGGGCUGCCUGCUGCUGUCCAGGUCUCUGCGGUCCCCGAGGGCCCUCCCCCGCGUCGGCGCCAUGGGCAAUUGCCACACGGUGGGGCCCAACGAGGCGCUGGUGGUUUCAGGGGGCUGUUGUGGUUCGGACUAUAAACAGUACGUGUUUGGCGGCUGGGCCUGGGCAUGGUGGUGUAUCUCCGACACUCAAAGACUGUCUCUGGAGGUUAUGACCAUCCUGUGUCGCUGUGAGAAUAUUGAGACGUCGGAGGGGGUCCCGCUAUUCGUAACAGGGGUUGCACAGGUGAAGAUCAUGACGGAGAAAGAGCUCCUGGCAGUGGCGUGUGAGCAGUUCCUGGGCAAGAAUGUGCAGGACAUCAAGAACGUCGUCCUCCAGACCCUGGAGGGGCACCUGCGCUCCAUCCUCGGGACCCUGACCGUGGAGCAGAUUUAUCAAGACCGGGACCAGUUUGCCAAGCUGGUGCGGGAGGUGGCAGCCCCAGAUGUCGGCCGCAUGGGCAUUGAGAUCCUCAGCUUCACCAUCAAGGACGUGUAUGACAAAGUGGACUAUCUGAGCUCCCUGGGCAAGACGCAGACCGCCGUAGUUCAGAGAGAUGCAGACAUCGGGGUGGCCGAGGCCGAGCGGGACGCAGGCAUCCGGGAAGCCGAAUGCAAGAAGGAGAUGCUGGACGUGAAGUUCCUGGCAGACACCAAGAUCGCCGACUCCAAGCGAGCCUUCGAGCUGCAAAAGUCAGCCUUCAGUGAGGAAGUCAACAUCAAGACAGCUGAGGCCCAGCUGGCCUAUGAGCUACAAGGGGCCCGCGAGCAGCAGAAGAUCCGGCAGGAAGAGAUUGAGAUUGAAAUUGUGCAGCGUAAGAAGCAGAUUGCAGUGGAGGCGCAGGAGAUCCUGCGCACAGACAAGGAGCUCAUUGCCACGGUGCGCCGCCCCGCGGAGGCUGAGGCCCACCGGAUACAGCAGAUAGCUGAGGGUGAAAAGGUGAAGCAGGUCCUCUUGGCUCAUGCAGAGGCUGAGAAGAUCCGCAGAAUCGGCGAGGCAGAGGCGUCAGUCAUCGAGGCGAUGGGCAAGGCAGAGGCUGAGCGGAUGACGCUCAAGGCUGAGGCCUACCAGAAAUACGGGAACUCGGCCAAGAUGGCCUUGGUGCUGGACGCCCUGCCCCAGAUUGCUGCCAAAAUCGCUGCCCCACUGACCAAAGUCGAUGAGAUUGUGAUCCUCAGCGGGGACAACAACAAGGUGACAUCAGAAGUGAACCGACUGCUGGCCGAGCUGCCUGCCUCUGUGCACGCCCUUACAGGCGUGGACCUAUCUAAGAUACCCCUGAUCAAGAAGGCCACCGGUGCACAGGUGUGAGACUCCCGGAGGCCCAGACCCUUCAGCAGCCGCCUGCCCCUCCCUUCAGCACCGGUUUUAAUACCACGGGGACAACGGGAACGUUACUGACUCUGGUGCCUUAUUUUGUAGGGACCAGAAGUGCUGCGUGUUCAGGCCUUCUCUGGCUGUCUUCCCUUCUCUCUUGUCUCUGCCUCCUUCCUUUUCUUAUCUCUACCCCGCACCCUUACUUUCACUGCCACAUUCAUCUGGUUUGUCUCUUCUACCCUCAUCUUCCUGUACGUGUCUCUUCCUUUGUCUGUCUUUUUCUCUCCUGCUUUUUUCCCACCCACCCUCUACACUCAUCAUGUAGUUUAAGCUGAGAUGUUUAUUAUAAUAACUGUCUGAGGGGGGUGGCCCUGCUGCUCCUCAGAAUCCUGGUGCCUUGAAGUUCUCUGUGUAUCUGUCCUCCUCCCUGUGGCCCUGGCCAGAGUUCAGCAUGGGUACAGGGGGCCUGAGUAGGAUGGCCCCCUCCCCUCUCCCGGCCUGGCCUUCCCAGCCCUAAACCGUACCCUGGGAAGCCCCCAGCCCCACCCACUCCUGCCCCUCUAGGCCCAGGGCCCUUGCCCUUCACUUCACCCCUCCCCACCCCCAGGCCUGCUCUCAUACCUUACCUCUUUCCCCUACCCCAGGGGCACAGAAGCAAGGCCUCUUGUCUAUAGCAGCUCCCUCAGUUUACUACUGCCUUAGGAGGCCCCUGCUUGUGCUCAGGGAAGUCCCCUUCAUGGACGUGUCCCUACUAGGUGGAGUGAGGCUUGGUCCCAACUCUGCUAAACCUUUCUGGGAUCAGGGUCUAGCCCUGUUGGGGACUAGAAAGUCUGUAGACCCUCUUCCUGCUAGGGUUGUGCUGUCCUGGGUAUUGGGCUGGACCCUUCAGUAGGCGAGGCUGUGCCAACCCUGUACAUAUCGAGUGCUGUAGACUGGCCAGACUCUAUACCCCUUGUGCCAUCUCUCUUCCUGGCCAGAGUGAUAGGAUUCCAGCAAUGGGGAAGCAGCCCAAUCCUCUGUCUCCUGCUCUAGUGGAGGCAGAAGAGCCCAGGGCCCAAGCAUCCUGGCAGGGGUGCUGUGGGUGUCCUAUGGUCCCAGUGCCCCACCCCUGGCCCUCGCCCUGCCCCAGCCUGUGUAGCUGUUCCUGCAUGUGGAUGCUGCAUGUUUGGUCUGGGGCUUGGAUGCUGCACUGCCCCACUGCCUGCCCCUUCCGGUAAAAUAAAGAUCUGUUAUGCUAUG
Molecule: messenger RNA, 2695 nt
Organism: Hipposideros armiger (great roundleaf bat)
Lineage: Eukaryota; Metazoa; Chordata; Mammalia; Chiroptera; Hipposideridae
Gene: FLOT2
Product: flotillin 2
Exons: 11
Coding region: 164-1450 (428 amino acids)
Biological process (GO): regulation of myoblast differentiation; protein localization to plasma membrane
Cellular component (GO): plasma membrane; flotillin complex; cytoplasmic vesicle
Molecular function (GO): protease binding
Source: RefSeq, a predicted model, not a curated record